AUGUCCACGCGAAAGCGGCGGACCUGCUGCGGGCGUCGCGCGGCCACUGCAGCAGCACUGCUGCUGAGCGCCUCCCAGCGUCUAAGCCAAAGCCUGGUGCAGAUCAAGAUUGCACCAACGACGCGAACCUCGCUGCGGGCAGAAGGAGCUCCGCCACAAGGCCGGCGCGAGGAGUCCUCCUUGACCAGCGCCUUGGAAGCCGCUGAACUUUGGAUGCCCUCGGGCCCCUCCUCCGACCUUCCAGGGAAGAGGAAGGAAGAGGCCUUCACAGCUAAAGCUGUCUUGGAAUGUGCGGAGAGCGGGGAUGGCCGUCGAGCUGCACGAUGGCUCGAGGUUUUGCUGAGCAGGGGCCUCCUGGAGGAAGAGAGCUCCAGUGUGAUUUUCUGUGCCGUGGCACCAGCUCUUGCACGGCAGGGCUUGGCCGUGGCUGCCAGCCGAUACCUGCAGCGCUGCAUGGACAUGGGCCAGACCCCGGAGGCUCAGAUUUUCCGAAGAGUUCUUCUCGAGCUUGAGCAAGGUGGAGCCACAGAUGACGCGGAUGAUUUCGUAUUGUUGCAUGAGCAAAUGCGACUUGCUGGCCACCUUCCAGAUCUCGACUGUUGCAAAGCUGUUCUGCGCAGCCUAGGUGGGGCGAACAAGAGCCUGGAUGCUGCGGUGAGGUGGGUUGAGCACGAGAUGCCGUCAUGUGGUGUAGAACCCGACGACGAAGCUUUCGAAAUCCUUUUCAAUGCCUGUCGCCGAGAAGGUCAUCCUCAACGAGCAAGAGGCUGGCUCGAACGAAUGAGGAACCCACCGUCGCAGCGUCUGCUCCUGAAGCUGCAGGAGGAGCUUCAGUCAGAGGAGGUGGAUGCUUUGGAGCUCUGGCUGUCAGAGCCAGCGCUACAAGAGCUCCAAAUGUGCCGGCCUUUGGCCCGCCGCCUCCUCUCCAGGCUGUCUGCGACAUCCCCGCAGCAAGCCGAGGAGUGGCUCGACAGGCUGCUGUCUGCUGGCCUUGAACCCGACCGGAUGUGCUACUCCUGCAUUGCGGAAGCUUGGCUGGAAGCCGGCGACCUGAGCCGAUCCGCUGCCAUGGUGGAUCGCAUGGUGGCAGCAGGCUUCCUGCCAUCGCGCGAAAUGACGGCCGCUGUGCUGCUGUCCGGCUACGACAAUGAAAAGCAAGAUGCCAGCGAAUCGAAAGCCGAUGCCCGUGUCGCAGACCUGGCGCAGACCGGUAGGGUCCACGAGGCCGCACAAAUUCUUCUCGAAGAGCUCGCGGCAAGCCGGGGGGUGGAGGCCUCCUCCUUCGACAAGCUCAUCGCGGCCUUCGGUGCCAAGGGUUACCCAGAGGAGGCCACAGAGUGGUUUCACAGAAUGGCUGCCUGCGGCUUGAAGCAAGGCGUCAAGGCGAGCUCUGCCUUAGUGACAGCUUGGGCCGUGAGCGGGAAUCCCGCCAAAGCCGCGGAGGUUCUCAAAGAGCUCGAAGAUCAAGGCAAGGAUUUGGACCAGUAUGCCUACACAAGCGUCAUCAGUGCCUUCGCCGAUGAAGCGAAUGCCACCGCCGCCGAAGAUUGGUUCAACCGCAUGGCGCAACGCGGCUUCGACGCCGAUGUUGCAGCUUCCAAUGCAGUGCUGAAGGCCAUCGUUCAAAAGAACCUCAGUGCUGCGGAAAGCUGGCUCCAAGCCAUGCCGCAGCAACAGUUGGCCCCGACAGCUGUCUCCUACAACACUCUCCUGGGCGGCCUUGCGCAGGCAGGAAGGGCGGAGGAGAUCCGGACGUGGAUGGAAAGGAUGCGAUCUACCCGGUGCCUGCCGGGGAUCGUAACCUACAACGCCGUCAUCCGUGGCUUCACCAAGCUCCGCAUGCUGCCGCAGGCUGAAGAGUGGCUUCGGCAACUGCAAGGUGUCCGACUGAAUCCGGACAGGACGACCUACAAUCAGCUCAUUCGUGGUUGCGCUCGGGACAUUGAGGGCGCCAGCGGGUGGUUUGAGGAGAUGCAGCUGCAGAAACUUGAGCCGGAUGCAGUCUCGUACAACUCCAUCAUCCAUUGUUGCGGGGAGGCAAGCACGAGGGGCACGCCUGAAGAUGUUCUAUUGUGGCGCAAGUCUUGCGAUGGCUCCGAUUGCGAAUACUACAGUGUGGGAAACGGCUACUGCUUGAUGAGGACUUCCGACCACCAGGAGAUGCAGCGUUUGCAGCUGAUAGAGCAAGAAGAAGUUGUGAGGCUGGAGAAGAGUGGCAUCCGGCUAGACCCCAACUCGGACUCGGGACAUGCCCCUGAUCCACCUGUAUGGCUCAUCCCAUCCAACUGCCGAGUUCGGAGUUUGGGUCCGAUGCCACCUCAAAUAUGGCAAGACCGUCAAAACAGGACACUUCCUUCCGAUGCGUGGCCGGUGGAAGUGCAGCUGUCCCACUGCCCAAAACGGGUUCCCGUGGCAAUCCUUACAAUACCUAAAUGUGGGACUACCUCAACCAUCAAUUGGGCCUUGCAAAUGGAAGGCGAGGAGGAUCUUGAUUCGCUGGUGCAGGGAGCCAGUCUGUUUUUGAAAUACAAGGGUCCUGGAGAGUUUUCCGACUCCUUCAUAAUUCCUGAGUUGCAGCGUGCAGCCGCUGCUGGAGCCGUCCCGACUGAAAAGCUGGCUGGCUCAACAUGGAGCUCGAACAUGAUGUACCGAGCCAUCCACCGUUACAAACCGGGUGGCGAAAAUUAUGAUAAAUCACUGGCUGUGGAAAGGGAGUUCGUUCCUCCGGCGCACCUUUGCCCGUUUUGCUGCUUGUAUGGACAUGGCCGUCAACACGUUGUGAUGGGCAGGAAUCCAUUCGUCAGGAUGACGUCCUACUUUAAGUUCAGCUGGCUGAACAACAACGCGGUCUGGGGCCAGCAUAAAUGGACGAGAUGGGAAGGCUUCGGCGACUGGCUGUCGCUUGUGAUGGAAGCUCGCCAGUCCAUGCCCGGCGGUUUCGCCAACGGUCUCCAGUGGGCUCCGACCAUCAGGCAGUCCUGCCGCCAGAGCUCUACUCUGAUACCUGGCACGGCUCUCCAUCCUUUUCAUUGCGAGACCAAGUACUACUCUCUGUCAGCGGAAGACAUCUUCCACAUACGGCCCUUGAGUGACAUGGUGCACGACGAACGUUUCCUGGCCGGAUCUUCUUUCCUGGAGGAUGUAGUGGUCUUACACCUGGAGACGCUGCAAGACGACAUUGCGUUGCUCCGCGACACCCUGUGCAGGAGGUUCUCUUUCUGCACGGGGUUGCCGCCCUUUCCACAAGUCUUGCCCGGUAAGAACCUGCGGGACAGCAUGCGAGAAGGGGCGGUGAAAGAGCAUUGCAGCUUCAAUGAGAAGACGCUGGAGUGGCGGAACUGCACGGCUCCCGCAUGGACCGAGCUGUGGACAGAGUCCCUGCGACAGCAGAUGGUCUGGCACUACGGGGACGACUUCAAAUGGCUUGGGUAUUCCACAGACCCUGGCCAGCUGAUGCCAUUGAACGCAGCACAGCCCAAGCUGGCGCAUCGCUGGCUCCGUGCUAUGGAGCGCAGAGGUCUUGAGCUGCGGCCCCGAACACACCAGGGACGGGGCCUGCACAAAGUUAAAUGUUCUAUGAUGCUAUGA
Symbiodinium sp. CCMP2456 is the source of this 3588-nucleotide messenger RNA. Lineage: Eukaryota; Dinophyceae; Suessiales; Symbiodiniaceae. The record is from the annotation of a GenBank genome assembly.